This is a messenger RNA of Botrytis porri, 408 nucleotides long. RefSeq lists its product as uncharacterized. The transcript has 3 exons. Lineage: Eukaryota; Fungi; Ascomycota; Leotiomycetes; Helotiales; Sclerotiniaceae. The record is from RefSeq and is a predicted model, not a curated record. The coding region runs from base 1 to 408 and encodes 135 amino acids.
AUGAGGUUGCAAAAAGCAGCGCCAUUCUAUGAGUACAAUAUGACCAGAGCUAUUGAAUUCAGUCUCAGGAACAAACAGCCAUCGAGUCCCCAAAUAGAAACAUUCACCACCACUAAUCAUUCGCUCGAUCGUGUCAAUCGUAGAAACUGCAAGCCUAAGAUCCACGCCCUUGGUUCCAGCUUGGCGCUUCUGCAAGCCUCCAUCCUCCCGCUGAGGCUUUCGGGCUUCGCUACUCUGACUGAUGGGAACAAAUCUGUCAAUCCGUACCCCAAUUUGUCUCUCUCACUGAAUCAAAGUUUCUAUUCAGCUGCCAAACAAGAUAUCAAUCAAGGCAUGAAAUAUCUCACUACCAAGGACCCUUCAUCUAAACAAUCUUCAGAUAAACUUCGCACGUCACACAAGAAAUAA